AUGCCAUGCAGGUACCCCUACGUCACUGGCACCUCCAUGCUGGGCAUCACAUACAAGGACGGCGUGUUGCUGGCAUCCGACACGCUCGGUGCCUACGGCUCCACCAAGCGGUACAAGUCGUUUGAGCGCAUCCGCAAGGUCAACGACGUGUGCGUGCUGGGCGCCAGCGGCGAGCUGUCGGACUUCCAGUACAUCAUGAGGCUGCUGGAGGAGCUGUCUGACGACGACUUCUGCAUGGACGAUGGCCACCACCUGAAGCCCGCAGAGGUACACUCGUACCUCUGCCGCGUGCUGUACAACCGCCGCAACAAGUUUGACCCGCUGUGGAACAGCCUGGUGGUGGGCGGCUUCUACGCGGGCCAGCCCUUCCUGGGCACCGUGGGCAUGAUUGGCACCAACUAUACAGACGUCCACCUGGCCACAGGCUUUGGCAACCACCUGGCGCGCCCGCUGAUGCGGGAGAAGCACCGGCCAGACAUGAGCGAGGAGGAGGCGACGGAGCUGAUGCGGGAGUGCCUCAAGGUCUGCUACUACCGCGACAAGAACUCCAUCAACAAGUUCCAGAUGGCCAAGGUGUCGGCAGAGGGGGUGACCAUCAGCGAGCCGUUUGCGCUGGAGACCGACUGGAAGUACAAGCUGUUUGAGAACCCGGCUGCAAACGCUGCGGGAGCCUGGUAG
Molecule: messenger RNA, 678 nt
Organism: Chlorella variabilis
Lineage: Eukaryota; Viridiplantae; Chlorophyta; Trebouxiophyceae; Chlorellales; Chlorellaceae
Exons: 7
Coding region: 1-678 (225 amino acids)
Cellular component (GO): proteasome core complex
Source: RefSeq, a predicted model, not a curated record